Molecule: messenger RNA, 1497 nt
Organism: Cercocebus atys (sooty mangabey)
Lineage: Eukaryota; Metazoa; Chordata; Mammalia; Primates; Cercopithecidae
Source: RefSeq, a predicted model, not a curated record
AACAGGAGCAGACUUGCAAAGGAGGAUAAAGCCCGGACGUGGAGGGCUCGAGAAAGGGAAGGGCAAGAGCACUCCCUCAACCCAGAAGACCCCCAGAUCAAGAGACCACCCAGGCUACAAUCAACUCCGAUGGCGCUUUUAAUCACCCCAGCAGGAAUGGCGACUGUAAACAGACAUUCAACGACUUCCAGAGACACACACACCUCCCGGGCAAAACUGUGUUUCCAUAAACCUUGUAGAAAUGACUCGGAGAGCUGGCUGAGUGAGGGCCGCCUGGACACCAGUGUGCAGGCACCGAGUCCUCAGCACCGCCACACUCAGCCGUCCUGCGAGCCCCAGACCCUGGAACACUCCAGCUGCCUCUCCACUUGUCUAGUGGGAUGUUUCCUCCCAGUGCCCCCAUUACCCCACACCCCCGGUAGUCCCCCAACACUUGCUCUGCUGAUGGGUGCAUUCUCCCCAAGUCUGGCUGUGAAGCCAUCCUGGUUGCCUCGGUUUCCCCUGCUGGCCAGGCAGUCACCAGCCUCAGUGGGAAUGCCACUCUUUGCCACCACCCGGCCUGGCUCAGUGGGAUGCCUGCACCUCCCCACGUUGCACUCCUCCAGCCCAUUCUCUGGACACUCGGAUGAGAACAAGGCUACUGGUCAGGGGUGUGAGGGCAGGGAUCAGCCUCAGAGACCAUCCCAUCUCUGUGAGUGUCCUGCAGCUGCCAAGCAAAGUGCCACCAAAGGGGCAGCUGAGACCAACAGAAAGGUAUUCCCUCUUGGUUCUCAGGCCAGAAACCCGAGCUCAAGGCGUCAGGAGAGCCAGCCCUCCUCUGUCAGCUCCACAAGAGAAUCCGUUUCUCGCUUUCCCAGCUUCUGGUGUUGCUGGCAACCAUUGGCAUUCUUGACUUGUGGCUGCACUGCUCCCAUCCCUGCCCCCGGAGUCACGUGGCCUUCUCCCUGGCCUUGCUGUGUGUCCCCUCCUCUUAUAAGACUCCAGUUACUGGGUUUAGGGUCCAUACAAAUCUAGUAGGACCUCACCUUGACUUAAUCACAUCUGCAAAGGUCCUUCUUCCAAAUAAGGUCACGUUGCCCAUUUCUGGGUAGAUGUAAGUUUAGGGGGGCCGCUAUGUAGCCCAGUGCCAUCCUCCUACAGACCUCAGGAUGGCUGAGGAAUCCAGUCUCAGCUGAGAUGCAUCAGGCUGCUUAGGAUCAGAGCCUGGACCACACUGAGCACUCACAUUCUCUCCUGAUAUUCUUUCAAGCAUGCCAGUAACGUCUGUUCCUGGAAACCCCAGGUCAAUCCCCACCACCAGUGCUCCUGCUGCCUGGAGAAGAAAAUGCUCCAGACCCCUCCUUCCCAGCCUGCUGGGUUCCCUCCAACCCAGGCCCAGCCCCCUUCUCCAGGGAUUGAUAAGACGCCAUUUCCAGAUAUAUUGUUAAGCGGCAAAAGCAGGCAGCAGUACGCAGUGACCCGUCUUGUGCGUAAUAAAGUGUAAAAAUAUGCAUAUGU